AUGACGCGCCCCGCCGAUGCCCCAGGACGAGCUGGAGGCUGCUCGGUGGACAUCAACGACGAGUCGGCGUUCCCGGAUCCGCAGCCGUUGUUCCUGUUGCCGGGCGGCAGUGCCGACGCGAAGGGUUUCUGGGAGCCGGAAGUGUCCAGCGAGCUGCUGACGUUGCAGGAGGGCGACCAGCUGAACCUCGCCUGCACGGGCUCCGGCAACGUCCUCACUGUGCUGGGGGUCGCAGAGGCGACAGCGACUUGCGUGUCCGGCACGACGUUCUCGGUGGACGGGCGCAGCUACGCGCUGAGCGACCUCAAGUGCAGCUCCCUCCCCGACAGCUCGCAACGUGACACGCAGCAGACCUGUGGCGCCUCUGCCGGCGUCUACCCGCUACUGCAGAUCGGCUUCGAGCUCUCCACCGGUUUUGUCAAGCUCAUCGACAUCUGCUUCGAUGACACGCGACUGACGGCGCUCUACGCGCAAGAGACCAUAGUGGCUGGCAUCGGUGGCUACCAAAGCGGCUUCCCUAGACCCAACUGGAUGCAAGGCGACUUCUUCGGCGACAUAGACGUAAACACGGCGUACACACAGAACAAACAGCGCGAGACUAUUUCGGAGAUCCUCGGUUCGAGCGAGCUGGGGGACCAGUACGUCACGUCUGGCGACUACUACUUGUCUAGGGGCCACCUGUCUGCCAAGGCCGACUGGGUGUUCGGCUCGCAGCAGACCGCCACCUUCUGGUUCCUCAACGCGGCACCUCAGUGGCAGACCUUCAAUGGUGCCAACUGGGAAACGGUGGAGAGCAACGUACGCUACUACGCGAGCAAGAAAGGUGCCGACCUCACGGUAUACACUGGAACCUACGGCGUCGCCACGCUGCCCAAUGUGGACGGCGUGGAGACAGAGCUGUACCUGGUGGCUGACACCAAGCAGAUCCCCGUGCCGAAGCUGUACUGGAAGGUGGUGCACGACGCAGCCAACGACGCGGGCGUGGCUCUGAUCGGCAUCAACAAUCCGUAUGUGUCCGACCCAGGAGACGACUACUACCUGUGUCCCGACGUGUGCAGCAAGCUCAGCUGGGUCACUUGGGAAUCCAACGACCAGAAGAAAGGCUUCAGCUAUUGCUGUGAAGUCAGUGAGUUCCAGAAGGUCGUCUCCGUACUGCCAGAAAUCAGCGUCAGCUCACUGCCUACUCUCUAGUCACAAACCUGAUAACGCGUGAGCUAACAGUUCAGCAACUACACUGGAGAAUUAACAGUCUCAGCGGGGAUAAUCUGCACUCCUCAUCUGUGUAGCUACGACAAACUGCCAAAUUCUUCACUUUCUGCGAUUACUUUUGAUUCUUUUUCUACCACCGAUACUGUACAUUAAAUACAAUAAAAGUCAUC
Schistocerca gregaria is the source of this 1379-nucleotide messenger RNA. RefSeq lists its product as uncharacterized. Gene Ontology annotation, cellular component: nucleus; mitochondrial inner membrane. Lineage: Eukaryota; Metazoa; Arthropoda; Insecta; Orthoptera; Acrididae. Gene Ontology annotation, biological process: apoptotic DNA fragmentation. The coding region runs from base 1 to 1191 and encodes 396 amino acids. The transcript is spliced from 3 exons. The record is from RefSeq and is a predicted model, not a curated record. Gene Ontology annotation, molecular function: single-stranded DNA endonuclease activity; RNA endonuclease activity; metal ion binding.